Messenger RNA from Linum trigynum, 1196 nucleotides. Lineage: Eukaryota; Viridiplantae; Streptophyta; Magnoliopsida; Malpighiales; Linaceae. The record is from the annotation of a GenBank genome assembly.
CCCUCACACCAUCCUCCUUCCCAGCCAUCACCGAUCCCUCUGUUUUCUUAUUCUCAUUUCACUUAUACAGUUAUACACCCUCUUCCCCAACAGUCAAUCGUUGUCAACAUCAUGUCCGGCGCCGGUCAACCCGCCAACCCGAUCCCGGCGAUGACGGUGUACCUCCCGCUGGAGCACCCGGCGGUUGUAAUCAGCCCCUACUUCCUGGCCCAGUACCCAGUGGAUCUCACAGUCGCCACAAAGAUGAUGACCUUGGGAGAAAACGAUUUCACCGUCAAGGACGUCAACGGGACAAUCAUCUUCCGGAUCAAAAGCAAGCUGAUGAGCCUCCACGACCGCCGCAAGUUGCUCGACGCCGCCGGCACCGUCCUCGUCUCGUUGCAGCAGAAGCUGAUGACUGCUCACAGGAGAUGGCUGGCGUACCGGGGAGACAGCAAGGACUCCAAGGAUUUGCUGUUCACGGUGAGGAAGUCGUCGUUGCUGCAGAUGAGGACCGAAUUGGACGUGUUCUUAGCCGGGAAUGACAAGGAAGAGGUCCCCGAUUUCAAGAUCAAAGGCAGCUUCUCCGAGAGUUCCUGCGUCAUUUAUCUCGGGAACACCAACAAGAUCAUUGCCCAGAUGUACAGAGGACACAGCAUGGCGACUUUCCUGUUUGACACGGACGAUUUCAGGGUCACAAUCUACCCAAAUGUGGAUUACGCCUUCAUCAUCUCUCUGGUUGUGAUUCUUGACGAGAUCAACGCAGAUCGAAGCGGCCAAGACUAGUCUACCAAAUCGUGUGGUAUUCGCAGCUCUGGGAUUAUUAUUUAUUACUUUAAUUUCCGGUUUCACAAUAAAAGACACGUAUAUCAGUGUCCAUGAAACCGUACCGUACCGGCGAUUAAACCACGAAAUACCAGUAUUGGAGGCUAAAUCGAUAGGCGGUAUUUACCGGUAUAACGGUUGAACUACGGUUAAACCACGAUUUUACCAUAAAAUAUCCUACCGCUGACUUUCUCGGUACGGUCUCCGGUACGGUUUCAUGGACCAUGACGUAGAUGUAGCAAUUUGGCCUUGUAAUCAACAGACAACUAUUGAAAGUUAUGCUAGCAUUCCACCAAGAAAAAAAUGCUAGCUUUGUAUCACUCUAGCUGUGCAACGCGGUACUGUACGAAUCAGAUCUAAUUCAGGGGAUCGAAUAUAUCGCAGUUUAAUAG